UGUUGGAAAUCUCCAAAAUACUUCAGUGCUCCACAGAAAUUUCACUGUAAGAGAAAACUUAAUGACUCCUACAAGAAAUCAGCGGUCUUCAUUUGACACGUACUUGACCAAGGUACAGAAGUUUGAUAAAGCCCUAACUAGUGAAUUCAAAAAAGCUGCUGUAGAAACUGCAGCAGAAUGCCGUAGACUUUUACCUUUACGCUCUGCUGGCAAUCCAGUUCGAAAUGAGGAUCUCAUCGCCAAAGCCGCUAAAGAGUAUGUAGAGAUCUUGAACAAGAAAUACAUGAUCUAAAAACUAAAUAAUUAAAAUGUAUUUCCUUGAUGAUUGCAUAAUGUUUUAAUUGUUUCCCAUUAAACAUAUUAUAUGUGAAAA
Messenger RNA from Suricata suricatta (meerkat), 373 nucleotides. RefSeq names its product ankyrin repeat domain-containing protein 26-like. Lineage: Eukaryota; Metazoa; Chordata; Mammalia; Carnivora; Herpestidae. The coding region runs from base 62 to 292 and encodes 76 amino acids. The transcript has 3 exons. The record is from RefSeq and is a predicted model, not a curated record.